AUGGAGGAGCGUUUAAAAAAGAUGGGGCCGAGACAUGAGGCAAAGCCGAGGAAAGUGAGGUUCAAGCUGGCGUCGUCGUACAGCGGCCGUGUACUGAAGCACGUCUACGAGGACGGUCAGGAACUGGAUAGUCCUGAGGAAAAGUACCCUCACAGCUUCAUCCACACAAAGAUUCCUCAGCACCUGGAUGUGGAGCAGCUUUGCAGUUUUGAGGGUCAGGAUGUAGAUCCUCCUGCAGGCCUCACAGCCCAGCGCAUCAACGUGUACCGAGCAGCGAGCGGCUUCAUACCUUUAACAUCUAAUGAUCAACAGGGUGAAAAUGAACCAGUUUUAGAUUUCGAAAAAAUCAUCAUCUAUACCAGCAACCUGAAGAUCAUCCGAUCUCCUAGUAAAAAAGCUGAGAGCGUUGGUGUGAACAUCCAUCGAGGUCGAGGAGAAGAACGAGAAGUUUCUCCAAGCCGUGAAUUCAGAUCCAAAGGAAGACACAGAACAAAAAGUGCCCGUAAGGAGGGACGACGUCCGGCUCCCAAGGAAGAGGAGACGGGCGGCUGUGAGCAGUGUGGAGGUUUGGGUGCCGCCCCGUGUUCCCUGUGCCAUGGUAGUAAACUAUCCAUGUUGGCCAACCGCUUCAACGAGUCUAUCCGAGAGUUACGCUGCCCCGCCUGCGAUCCUCAUGGCUUACAGCCAUGUCACUCCUGCGUCCCAUAGACUUCUACCUCCUUUAUAGGUACCAACAAACCUCCUGGACUGUGACUAUACACACUAUAAAGGGUUACAUUAUCUAUCCUGUCUGUGAAGUUCUGACUAGAAGUUUAUAAGAAUGUUAAGUAUGUGUGUAAUAAAAAUCUAUAAACAUUGA
Silurus meridionalis is the source of this 859-nucleotide messenger RNA. Its product is annotated as glutaredoxin domain-containing cysteine-rich protein 2. NCBI's taxonomy places the organism in Eukaryota, Metazoa, Chordata, Actinopteri, Siluriformes, Siluridae. Bases 1 to 708 code for a protein of 235 amino acids. The record is from RefSeq and is a predicted model, not a curated record. Gene Ontology annotation, biological process: sensory perception of sound. The transcript is spliced from 3 exons.